AUGAGCGAUAUCAGUACCGAGGAAGAGCAAAGCCCAAACCCAACGUUUUGGCUCGAGUUUCGCACUUUUGACGAUGGCCUCUCGUCACAAGUCAACUCGUCAUCCACUCUCACCGAAUUUCCUCAAUUCGCACAACUACCGCCUGAGCUGCGUCUACGAAUAUGGUCGUGCCUCAUUCAACCCCGCAUCACCGUCGUCUGCUGUCUUCAGCGCGACGAACGGCUUGAUCAAAGACUUGCUGAGCUAAAUCAGCGGUCGCAUGGAAGAUCGGUGCCUGUGUUAUUGCACAUCAACCGCGAGGCACGAUAUCUAGCCUUGCAGCAUUAUGAGCUUGCCUUUGGCUGGCGUAUAUCCAAGCUCCUCUCAGAUACGCCCGUAUCUGAACCACCGCGCGUGUGGUUCAAUUUCGACCUUGACGCUGUAUAUCUAGCAGGUGAACUAGAGGCAUAUGACAUCUACGGUUUCAACUCGGCAAUGGUGUAUUUCUUACGGCGGGAAGACACCCGCAGGGUCAAGCAUCUCGCCUGCGUACUCUCGGAGCUCGGCUACGCGGAGCAGGAAAGUGAUCAGGUUUUUGGAUGCUUGUGGCAUGUUGUCGAUGGCUUUCCGGCUGCAAAGAAGGUCCUGCUGGUAGUGGGUGAAAAGGAUGAGGAGGCUUUGAAAGGAAGUAAGUUGUUGAGCACAGAUAACGUGAUGCAGAAGAUAUGGAAUGGUUUCUUGGGUGGAUCGGCAACCGAGACAAGUUCGAGGAUGGCGGACAAGUCAAUGCUUAUGAUCGAAGAACACGAUCUACCGGGGUUCAUUGCAAGGCAGUAG
Molecule: messenger RNA, 816 nt
Organism: Fusarium musae
Lineage: Eukaryota; Fungi; Ascomycota; Sordariomycetes; Hypocreales; Nectriaceae
Exons: 1
Coding region: 1-816 (271 amino acids)
Source: RefSeq, a predicted model, not a curated record